Molecule: messenger RNA, 6075 nt
Organism: Trichosurus vulpecula (common brushtail)
Lineage: Eukaryota; Metazoa; Chordata; Mammalia; Diprotodontia; Phalangeridae
Gene: ENTPD7
Product: ectonucleoside triphosphate diphosphohydrolase 7
Exons: 12
Coding region: 365-2179 (604 amino acids)
Biological process (GO): nucleoside diphosphate catabolic process
Cellular component (GO): membrane
Molecular function (GO): nucleoside diphosphate phosphatase activity
Source: RefSeq, a predicted model, not a curated record
GCUCGGUCGGGUCUGCAAGAGAGCUCGGACCCCGGAGACGGCGUUGGGCCGCCGAGCAAGGAUCGGCGGGGGGAGUGUGGCGGCCUGCGGGAGAGCGAGCCCCGGCGCCGCCGGGGGAUGCGGGCAGCCGGGAAGGUCGCGAGCGGGCCUGGGGAAGAGCCAAAACAGCUGGCCCCGAGGAGCGGGAGUAGGGGCUGCUGGAGGCCGGGCUGGAGCCGGGCCGGCCCGGCGGGGGCCCUGCGGCCCCAGGCCCCUUCCAGGCUGGCGCGACGGAGAUGUCCGGGACGAGGAAGCCGUCCUGGUCAGGGGAAAAGGAAAGGAGGUGACAGGGGCUGAGCCCCCCGCCCCGUCCCGAGGGAAGCCCAUGGCCAGGAUUAGUUUUUCCUAUCUCUGCCCGGCCUCCUGGUCUUUUACUGUGCCUACAGUGAGUCCAUUUGCACGUCAACGGGUAGCCUUUCUGGGAUUUUUCCUCAUAUCCUGUCUCCUUCUACUUAUGGUUGUAGUGGACUUUCGACACUGGGGCUCUACCUCACCUCAAGAUAGACAGUAUGAAAGGUAUUUAGCUCGAGUAGGAGAUCUGGAGGCUACAGAUACUGAAGACCUAACUCUGAAUUAUGGCCUUGUGGUAGACUGUGGCAGCAGUGGCUCCAGGAUUUUUGUUUAUUUCUGGCCACGUCAUAAUGGGAACCCACAUGAUUUGCUGGAUAUCAAACAGAUGAGAGAUCGCAACAGCCAACCAGUGGUUAAAAAAAUUAAACCAGGGAUUUCUGCAAUGGCAGAAACUCCAGAACAUGCUAGUGAUUACCUUCGCCCUCUGCUGAGUUUUGCUGCUGCUCAUGUGCCUGUGAAGAAACACAAAGAAACACCUCUCUAUAUCCUGUGCACAGCGGGCAUGAGACUUCUUCCAGAGAGCAAGCAGUUAGCAAUACUGGCUGAUCUAGUGAAAGAUUUACCCUUGGAGUUUGACUUCCUCUUUUCACACUCUCAAGCUGAAGUAAUCUCUGGAAAACAAGAAGGUGUUUAUGCAUGGAUUGGGAUCAACUUUGUUUUAGGAAGAUUUGACCAUGAAGAUGAUACAGAAGCCCUGGGUCCCCAAGAAUCAGUGGCUGGACGUAGGAGGACAGUAGGGAUACUAGAUAUGGGAGGAGCCUCUCUCCAAAUUGCUUAUGAGGUUCCCACCUCUCCUACUUUCCUUCCUCCAGAACAGGAAGAAGCUGCCAAAGUCCUGCUAGCCGAAUUCAACCUGGGCUGUGAUGUACAGCAUACAGAGCAUGUCUAUAGGGUCUAUGUCACCACCUUUCUGGGUUUUGGAGGUAACUUCGCCCGGCAACGCUAUGAAGAUAUGGUGCUAAAUGAAACCUUUACCAAAAAUAGGUUACUGGGCCAACAGACAGGUUUGACUCCAGAAACUCCCUUCCUGGAUCCUUGCUUGCCCGUGGGCCUCGAGGAUGUGGUAGAGAGGAGCGGCCAGGUCCUGCACAUCAGAGGAAGAGGAGAUUGGCUAAUGUGUGGGGAGAUGCUGCAGCCACUGCUGUCCCGGGCCAACGCCAGCCAGGCCUCUCUGAAUGGCAUCUACCAGUCCCCAAUUGACUUCAACAACAGCGAGUUCUAUGGCUUCUCAGAAUUCUUUUACUGUACAGAAGAUGUAUUGCGCAUUGGUGGUCGCUACCACGGGCCAACCUUUGCCAAGGCUGCUCAGGACUACUGCAGUAUGGCAUGGCCAGUGCUGACUCAGAGAUUCAAGAAUGGUCUCUUCUCAUCACAUGCCGACCAACACCGACUUAAAUAUCAGUGUUUUAAGUCAGCCUGGAUGUACCAAGUCCUCCAUGAAGGAUUCCACUUCCCGUAUGAUUACCCAAACCUGCAAACUGCCCAGUUGGUGUAUGACCGGGAGGUUCAGUGGACCCUAGGAGCCAUUUUGUAUAAAACACGUUUCCUACCACUCAGGGAUCUACGACAGGAAGGUGUCCGGCAGGUCCAUAGUAGUUGGUUGCGCCUCUCCUUUGUGUACAACCACUAUCUUUUCUUUGCCUGCAUCCUGGUGGUGCUCCUGGCUAUCGUUCUGUACCUUCUGCGGCUGCGCCGAAUUCACCGUCGACAAGCUAGAGUCUCUGCCCCCUUAGACCUGCUAUGGAUAGAAGACGUGGUGCCCAUAAUCGGGGUGCAGGUGGGACCAUGAUGCUGCUCCAGGACUGAAGCAUUUCAAGAACCAGAGAAGUGACACUCAGGCUGUCCUGGCCCCAUCUUGAACCUGUCUCAGAGGCUGCUUCAAUGAUCUGUGAGGCUGUUAUUGUGUUGUGUUCUCACAUCUUUCUUCUCAUGACCAACUAUCCAAGAGAAGCCAUAACCUGAUCUGUGAAGUUAUAUAGCUGAGACACUCUGGUCUAACACGAGGCACUCAGCCUUGCUCUGCCUAAUGCCCCUGGGGUGUGCUUCUACCCCUUAUCAGGGAGGGUUUGGUAUUGGACGAAGGAUAUUCUUGAGCUACACCCAGCUUUCACUUCCCUGGAUGAAGAAGGGAGUAUGGCAUUGGGCAAGAGGAUACUGCAACUGAGGCAUCUGAUACCAAGCCUAAUAGAUGUUAAGAAGCAUGGCAGUCUUUUCUUUCUCUGUAACAGAGAAGUCUCAUAUGUGGAGAUCCACAGCGUUUAAUAAUGAUCCAAGGAUCUUUUGUGACCAUGGACCAGCAGAACUUCGAGGCAACUAAAAUAACACCAAUGAAUUCUCUUUUUACCUGGCAGUGAAGCUCUCCUGGGGUAGCCUAAGGCUCUGGCCUAGGCUUGCUGCUAAGGUGACAUAGAUGGGCUGUGUCUGUUGUAAGGGGUCCAUUGAAGACUUUUGUUUCCUGUCUGCUUGGCAUGGAUCUGUUUUUUCCAUAUCAAUUUGCAGAGAAGGCUAAAUAAGGGGUGGGGAACCUGUGGUCUUGAGGCCACAUGUGGCCUUGAGACCACAGGCUCCCCACCCCUGGGCUAAAUCUAGGCAUUAUUUUUGCUUCUUGAGCCUUAAAUAUGCUUGUAGGACUCUGGAAGCUGUGACAGAGAAGGGUCCUUGGAUUUGGGUUUUUUUUUAGGAUUCCUGCCCCCCAAGCACAUUUUAUCUGAGCCCAUUUAAUCAGCCUAUCUGGUUCUAAGUUGCCACUUCAUUUCACUGCCAAGAUAGAUGUAUAGUGUCAGAAGGGAUGUAUAUGUGUAGAAAGGAAAAGAAAUAUCAGGAUUUUGGGGAAAAGGCAAUAAAAUCAAGUUUUUUUUCAAAGUUGUUCAUAGUUUUUGCCUUCGAGAAUUUCUGAAGGAAGCAGAGUUCAGGUAGGAAACAGUCUGAGCUGGCCAGUUCAAUAACUCUAAAAGGCAUUUAUUUCUCCCACACCCCUACCCCCACACUCCCCAGCUCCAUUAACAUUUCAUGAGUAAGGAGAGAGAAAAGCAGCAAUAAUUAGACAAUUAAGACUGUUAGGGCCAAAGGGACCAGCGUUGGUGGGAUGUCAUGGAACAGCCACUGUUUCACCCACUCCCCUUGGGUUUUCCUAUCCUUGCAACAACCUUUGACGGUUUUUCCCCCUCCGUUUUUACAAAACCUCCUUUUUCACCUUUGAUCUUCCCCCAUACGCCACUUGACUUUCCCAUUCCAUCAUUUUUCUCCUGGUCCCCUUUUCACUCAGCAUGCGUAAAGAAAAGAUCCUUAAAUUAAACAAGGUGGAAAUAUACAUACCUGCUUGGCGAGAACUGGAGAUGAAAGGGUUGCAGCCAGGUCUCAAACUGAUUUUUGAGUUAUUAUGGAAGGGCAAAGAUCUCUGAAUUUCCUUCAGGGAAAUAUCAAAUGAAUCUAAUUAUGGAGAUUCCAUAGCUGUCUUUGAAAAUUAUUCCUAUACUACAUUAGGCUUAUACAAUUACUUUAUCUUAAUUUUGUCUUUUUUUUCCUUCCACUUCUCUGCUCUCAUAUUUUAAAAUAAAAACACAUUUGGUUGACAUUUAAAAGCUUACAAAUGAGUUGGGGGGUGGGCAGUGACCUGGCACCAAUCCAGUUCCAUUUUUUCCUGCCUCGGUCUCCAAAUGUUUGGAAUGCUGCCUUCAAGAAGAUGAGAACUAAACAAAAGCGUUCUCAUCAACUGCCAAUAAAUCAUAUUCAGCAUAGAAAGUAUUUGGGGGUGAAGGGUACAGAAAGGAGAAAAAGUUGUUAAAUACCCAAAAGCACUUACUUGUGUGUAGUUAAUAUGCUUCACUGUGAUCAUUACUUAGGUUAUGUACAUUUUGUCAUUUUUUUGUGUAAAUUAUCCUUCAUAUUAUUGAUUUAUUGGAAAUGGUUUUUAGAUUUUUUUGGAUUUGUUUUUUAAUUACAAGGUCUGGGACCAAUAAUAUUCUCAAUCCCAAGUAAGUUAUUACCCUUAAAUUGUAUGAAAAUGUGGAAGGAAUAUAUCUAGAUGUUAUCUCUUAAAACUACCAAAAACAUAUUUGCUAUCGGCAUUUUAUCUUGCCUUUCACUCCUUUGCUCCUUCUGUUGCCCCUUUGUCGGCUUCAUAUGUAGAGCACUGCUUCCCUGACAACAUAAGAGCUGUACAUGUUGCUUUCUUAGCCCUUGUUCCUAAUUGUGGUUUGCACAGUUCAGUUUGGCUUUCACUAGCUCCCCCCACACUCCAAUCUUUCAGUCUUUUGCAUUUUUCUUCUACUUGGGUAUCCAUAAUUGGAACUUUUCUCCCCAUGAAGAGAAUUACUUUCAUCAAAUUCAGUGUUUUUUCCCUUGCAAAUUUUAAUAUGAUCUUUGCCAUUACUGAUUCAGGUCAAAUCCCAUUACAAUCCAUUUCAUCGUAAGAACAAUUGUAAUGGCACUUUCCCUAUCUCAGGACAACACAUUUUUAUUUUGAAUAGUUAAAUGCAAUAUAUCCUUUUGCUCUUCAACCUUUGUCUAUAUUCGUUCCUUGGUAAAGCAGAAAAAAGGGUGAACAUUCGAUAGUUUGGCAGGCUCAAGCAGUUAACUUUUAACUCCUCACAAAUGUCCUUACUUCUGACUCAGCUUUUGGGAGGCCAAAAGCGUUUUUAAAGGGUCUGGAACAUUUUAGAUUUGCUUGCUAAGUGUCCUCUUAAAGUGUUUCAACUUAUCCAACCGGGCCUUUACUGGAAUUCACUUUCAAGCUUCCUGGGAAAUGUUUCUCAAAGUGUGGCCCAUGGAAUGCUAUAAGGAUAGAGGCUAGCCUGGUGCUUUCAUUUUCAUGGAAAAUCCCUGGGGGAAAAAAUUCCCCUCUACCAGUGCAGCUCAGCACCUUCUCUUCAACUCAGACUAGAGAGCUGUCUAAAGCAGGCAGAGGUUUACUGACUUGCCCAGGGAUCACACGGCCAUUAUGGACCUAGGCCCUCCUGGUGGGCCUGCCUCCAGUCCAGUCAUUUACUUAGUUACUUGCUGAUAUCAUUAAUACCAAUGCUCUAAUAUCGUAGGUCUGAGAACUUAAGGAAGUGGGAGGGCUGGGGGAAGAGCCACUUUGCUGCUCUUAGAUACGAGUUUCUUAAGUUGAUGGUAAAGACAUCAUUUCUAGCAGUAAUCCUUAAAGGCAAUUCCAGCAGAAUAAAAAUUACUGACAUGCCCUUACUCCAAGAGUUGAUUCUAAGUUUCAUUUGCAUAGCAUAUUCUCAUGUGUUUACCACCUUGCACAAAUACCUCAACACCUACAAUUACCUUUGCCAAGCAUUUGACGGCUUUGCUCACAUCUGAAUAGUUUUCAUUAUUAACAAAUAAGACUGUUAGUAGUGUUUAGCUAAAACCCACAUGUUGACUUCUCUUUUCAAUCGUUUUCACGAUUCUCUAAUUGAGAGAACAUUAGGCACGUAUUUUUAAAAUUUGCCUGCCUUUAUAUUCUGUAAUUCAUUCUGCCAACAGCAUCAUCUAAUGUGUUUCCAGGCUAGUCACAUUCCAGAUUAUUGAAGGACUAAAUGAGUAAUAAGCCUACCUCAUUAAGCAGUUGGGCAGCUAGGUAGCACAGUGGACGGAGCAUGGGCCUUGGAAUAGGAAGACUCGUUCAAAUUCAGCCUCAGACGCUUACUAGCUGUGUGACUCUGGGCAAGUCACUUAACCCUGUUUGCCUCAGUUUCU